CGUUGUCAAUGCCAAUUGGUAAUAUCAAUAAGUUUUGCAAUAAAUUUUAAAUUUCUAACAGAAUUUUAAUUUGUGUUUUGUAUUUCUCGACUGCUCAAAUGCUAAUAUAAAUUAUUCUUUUCUUUGUUUACAUUUCAUAAUAAUAUACCCAUUUCAUAAUAAAAAUAAAAUAAAGAAUAUAUAGUCCACUCCAGUCUCCACACUCCACUCGGCGGUAAAAUCAUACGAAUUACAUGUACAAACAAAGACUCGUGACGCUUUGCAUUAUUAUGGGCUUCACCGCGCGGCUUGCCAUAACUCAUUCUGGAUCUGGAUCAUUCACUUAUCUCUAUUCUGCGAGGUUACUAAAAUAAGUUAAUACUCCCAGGUCAGAAAUUCUUCUGUAAGCUAAGGAAAAAUGCAGUACUCUCAGGAUUGCAGGACUCGUUAUAUUUGCAAAACACUUAGUGAACCUGUUAUUACUGGUUAUAUGAGUGUAGAUGUUGAUCGCCAGUAUCAUUCUGAUUUAUCACAAUUGAAAUUUUUAAAUUCUGUUAAUAAUGUUUCAACAUAUCUGGACUUAAACCAUAAUAUAAAUGCAGCUGUAAAAAGGUCCACUGAUGAAAAUGAAGAAAAGAUUGAUCUGCUACUAAAAUUUCUGAAAGAUAAAAAUCAAUUUUUAUACCCCAAAUUUCAAACAGACUUUAUAACAUAUAGAAGAACAUUAAUAAGUGUUAUGAGAGCGGUUUUUGAAAUGUCAGAACCUAUAGUAAUAAGAGCAUGCAUGUUCAAAGGAUCAAUAUACUUAUGUUCUGUUAUGAGCACACAGGAAAUAACCAAAAAGAAAUCUCGUAAUGAAAUGGAAAUGAAAUUUUGUGCCUGGGGAUACAAAUUUGAACAAUAUUCAACAUCAGAUCAACCAAACAAAGAUCCUGAUAUACAGAACCCUGUUAUUGAAAAUGAAGAAUUUUCUUUAUAUUACUAUGCAAAGUUGGGCAAUUUUAAAUUAUUAUAUGGAGCACAAAUUGAUGCUUUACUAACUACAGACACUACUUUGGAAAAACCAAAGACAAAUGAUUUUGAGACAAAUUUAAACUAUCUAAGAAAUAACUGCUUUGCUGAGUUGAAGACUAACAGAGAAGUGCAAACCUUUAGGCAAGAGAAGAAUUUUAAAAAAUACAAAUUAUUACAUUGUUGGUGUCAAUGUUACUUAGCAAAAUUGGAAGGUGUGUAUGUGGGAUUUAGAAAUGAUGAAGGCAUAGUUGAACGGUUGCAGUGGUUUUACACCCAAGAUAUUGUCCACUACUGUAAGGAUGAAUGGAGCCCACAAAUCGCCAUUGAUUUUUUGGACCACUUCUUGGGAUUUGUCAAACAUAGCUUUGAGAGUUAUGAGAAACAUCCUGGCCCUGUAACACUGGAAUUUCAAAUAAAUACAAAUAAAACUUUUACAGUUACAGACAAAUGUAACAACGAUAUAUUACCUACUUGGUACACUGAAGGUUAAACAAGAAGGUGGAGUUUUUGGCAGCAAAAUUAUAGUAAUCACAUGUAGCUUUCGUUUUAUUUCAUUGAUUUGCUUAUAGUAGAAUGCAUUUUAUUCAAUAUACACAGUUUUAUAUAGGUGCACAAGUAAAGUGAAAGUUGAGA
This is a messenger RNA of Bicyclus anynana (squinting bush brown), 1626 nucleotides long. Its product is annotated as decapping and exoribonuclease protein. The coding region runs from base 398 to 1483 and encodes 361 amino acids. Gene Ontology annotation, cellular component: nucleus; cytosol. The transcript is spliced from 6 exons. Gene Ontology annotation, biological process: nuclear-transcribed mRNA catabolic process; NAD-cap decapping. Gene Ontology annotation, molecular function: mRNA 5'-diphosphatase activity. NCBI's taxonomy places the organism in Eukaryota, Metazoa, Arthropoda, Insecta, Lepidoptera, Nymphalidae. The record is from RefSeq and is a predicted model, not a curated record.